Messenger RNA from Penicillium olsonii, 2160 nucleotides. Lineage: Eukaryota; Fungi; Ascomycota; Eurotiomycetes; Eurotiales; Aspergillaceae. The record is from the annotation of a GenBank genome assembly.
AUGGAACCCACUAGACUUGCCGUGUCUCAGCCGAUCUCAGGUGAAAAGGCUCCGGAAUCACGCAAAAGAAAAGCGUCGGAUGUAUCCAAUAAAGAUACUACAAUACCUCGACAGAAGAUCACUCGAGCCUGUGAUUCGUGCAAAGUCAAGAAGACGCGAUGUACAGGCACCCUCCCAUGUACAAGAUGCACGCGACUGUCGCUUCCGUGCAAAUACAACGCCGCCUAUUCGCGGGGGCUCCCACCCGAGCCCUUACCGGCCUCAUCCAGACAUGCACCGGAUGAGCGACGUGCAUCCGACGCCGAGGGCGGGCGGAACCCGAGCAGCGGCCAGGAUCCGACCAAGAAUGGCGGUUUACUGACGAGACCGAACCCGCACCACGCUGCAUCGGCGCGGACCUCGCCCGAGCCUGGAUCAACGGACUUUGAAGGCAAUUAUCUCGGUCCUUCGUCGGGCGUGUCGUUUAUUAAUCGCGUCUGGAGCCGUCUGCAUCAGGACGAGGCACAUUAUCCGGGUGAGCAUCAGGAUGAAUCGUCGAACAAGAACACUGCCGUGUUCAUGUUUGGCGAUAAGCCUUAUGCGCACUCGCAGGAAGCAGGCUUUAUCCUGCCUUCUUUGGAGAGGGCUCUAGAGCUGGUAGGCAUUUACUUUGAUUUCUCUAUGGUGACCUAUCGCUUCAUUCAUCGAGGCAAUGUUGAGUCGUGGACCAGACAGGUCUAUGAGCAGGGGAUCAGCCCCACCAACCUUCCUGCGGGUAAUAUGGUGGCUAGAACGGCCAUAGUUCUCUUGCUAUUUGCUGUGAGUACAUUGUACGUGGAACUGAGCCCGGGUGGUCUGCCUGUCGGUCGAGGUGAAAGUGAGCGUUGGUAUGCCGCAUCCACAUACAUGCUUUCCCUUGAGGUGGGCCCACCGCGAUUGGAAACAAUACAGGCUCGAUUGUGUCAAUGUCUGUAUUUACUAUCAUCCUCGCGGGCGAAUGAGUGCUGGUACUCAUUCGGUACCACGACACAACUUGUGACGGCACUUGGACUGCACCGGAAACAGCGGGUUCAGCCGCCCAAGAGAUGCUCGUAUCUAGAAUUGGAACUUCGAAAACGCACCUUCUGGAGCGUAUAUACCCUAGACAAAUAUCUAAGUAUCAUGUUUGGAAGACCUCGACUAUUGCAUGAUGAGGAUAUUGACCAAGAGUUUCCCGACGUGACGAAUGACGAGGAUCUGCUAGAAGAAGAUCCCACUCGACGAACCGGAUCUACAGAUAGCAUGAUGAUUGCCUCUGUUCUUCAUUAUCGCAUCUACACCAUAUCUCGAGACUCGCCCCUCGAUACAGCCGUCAGAUUAACAUCCGAGCUGGAGAAAUGGAAACAGACAGUCCCGCCCCUGUUUAACAGUGUCCGCCCAUCUAGCCUGAUUCCGCCCCUCUGUCGCCAAAGCCAAGUUCUUCAACUCGCAUACUCACACGCCAUGAUCCAUGUCACGCGCUCAUUCCUCCUAAGCGACUUUACAGAUCUAGGCCGCCGACCCAAAAUUCCGCAUCCAAUGGUCAGCUCAUCCGUUCAGAAAUGCAUCCAAGCCGCCGAAGACAUCAUGACCAUCAUCGAUGACCUUGCUCAACAAAACGUGCUCAUCCAAUCUUUCUGGUUUACGCACUAUGUAUGCUUCUGCGCCAUCCUAGUCGUUUACAUUUACACAAUCCAACAGCAUCGGAAGUCAACAGGGACAUCAAGUUCAAUAUCUGUAUCGUCCGCCGGAAGUCCAGGAGACCCAGAUAAGCUACGAUCCCUAUUCUCACUAGCCGAAACCUGCCAGCGGCAUCUUGCCGAAGCCACGCGGAAAAACUGUCCCAGUCGGCGGUAUGGAAUCAUCCUCGAGGAAUUGAGACAGGAAGUUCAUCGGCAGGCUGGGUCGGCUGAUUUUGGGAUCGAAACGUCCCAUUCUAUCCAGGACCAGGACUUCCACUUCCCCGACUCCAAUUAUGCUGCUCGGCCAGUUGCAUCAGAGGUUCCGGUGGAGUCCAUGCACGCAGCCGAAAUAGAGUUUGGCACGGGGGAUGAUCUUGGCUUUCUUGAGAGUCUUGAAGGGUCCGCUUGGUGGGCUCAACUUGAUUCGUGGGUGAGUUUGGAAGUUGGGAUUCGAUUCGUAUUGUUGCUCAUCUCUUUCUAG